Messenger RNA from Myripristis murdjan (pinecone soldierfish), 5356 nucleotides. RefSeq names its product Rho guanine nucleotide exchange factor (GEF) 3 (gene arhgef3). The record is from RefSeq and is a predicted model, not a curated record. The transcript has 12 exons. The coding region runs from base 244 to 2208 and encodes 654 amino acids. NCBI's taxonomy places the organism in Eukaryota, Metazoa, Chordata, Actinopteri, Holocentriformes, Holocentridae. Gene Ontology annotation, biological process: positive regulation of Rho protein signal transduction; intracellular signal transduction. Gene Ontology annotation, molecular function: guanyl-nucleotide exchange factor activity.
AGUGCAGGUCAGGAUUUUUGUCAGGAAUCACAGCGAGUUUGUUUUCCGGAUUAAUCUGCUGCUCGGCGUCUGGAGCUGGACUUUUCCCUCGCCUCACACACACACACACACACACUGACACUCUCACACACACUUUCACACACACACUCACACACUUUGGGACUAGCAGCAGCCGGUCACCGUGCGGCUCUUCUCCUGUUUUCACCGUGAAGGCGGAGCGUCCUCUGGGGGAGCCGCAGUCCCAUGCAGGCAGGUGAUGGAGGUCAGCAGGUCCCACGGUGGAGGCUGCAGAAGUCUUCCUCCUCCUCCUCUCUGCUCUCCUCUGCUGACGGCUGGAUGUUCAGAGGGAAGAAGAGGAAGCAGGCCAGUAGAGAUGUUGACUCCCUCAGUCUCUGCAGUCUGGACAUCAAUGAGCCCAGCACCAAGCGCAGCAAGCCGGUGUCCAGGGUGACGUCGCUGGCCAGCCUCCUGCCGCCCGUCAAGACCGCGCCGCUCAAGAGGAUUGGUCAGACGCUGCAGCGCUCCAUCAGUUUUCGUAAUGACAGUCGGACGGAGAGACUUCCUCCUCCUUCCUCCUCGACGACAGGGAUGCGCGUUACCUCGGCGACAGGUGCCCGACCUUCCUCCUCGGCGACUGCCACGCGUGUUUCCACGGCAACGGCCUCGGCGACCAAGCGGCGCGACAGCAAGCUGUGGAGCGAGACGUUUGACGUGGGAGCGACGCAGCCUCUGACCUCUAAGGAGAUAAAACGACAGGAGGCUAUAUUUGAGUUGGCUCAGGGAGAGCAGGACCUGGUGGAGGAUCUCAAGUUGGCUAAGAAGGCCUACCACGACCCCAUGCUCAAGCUGUCAAUCAUGACCGAACAGGAGCUCAACCAGAUCUUCGGCACUCUGGACUCACUGAUACCACUGCACGAAGAUCUGCUGAGUCGCCUCCGAGACGCCAGAAAACCAGACGGAUCCACAGAACAUGUGGGACACAUCCUGACCGACUGGCUGCCCUGUCUCUACUCCUACACUCCGUACUGCAGUAACCAGGUGAAGGCCAAGGCGCUGCUGGACCAGAGGAAGCAGGACCGGCGGGUCCAGGACUUCCUGCAGCGCUGCCUCCAGUCGCCCUUCAGCAGGAAGUUGGACCUGUGGAACUUCCUGGAUAUCCCUCGCAGCCGAUUGGUCAAGUACCCGCUGCUGCUGAGGGAGAUCCUGAAGCACACGCCCAACGACCACCCGGACCGUCAGCACCUGGACGAGGCGAUGGUGAUGGUUCAGAGUGUGGUCGCGGACAUCAACAGGCGGACGGGCGAGUCAGAGUGUCAGUACUAUAAGGAUCGUCUGUUGUACACGGAGGACGGACGGAGGGACGGACUCAUCGACCGAUCGAAGACGCUCAGCUGCCACGGAGAGCUGAAGAACAACAGAGGAGCCAAGCUCCAUGUGUUCCUGUUCCAGGACGUCCUGGUGAUCACCAGGUCCAUCUCGCUCAACGAUCAGCCCGUCAGCUACCAGCUCUGCCGCCAACCAAUCCCCAUCCGACAGCUGGACCUGGAGGACCUAUCAGACGGAGAGAUGAGAGUGGGCGGGUCCAUCAGAGGAGCCUUCAGCAACAACGAGAGGACCAAGAACUUCUUCCGGGUCUCCUACCGCAGCGGAGGUCAGCUCCAAAGCCACUGCUUCCAGGCGAGCGACGCCUUCAACAAACAGCAGUGGAUCAACUGCAUCCGACAGGCCAAGGAGGCUGCAGCUCUGAGCGGAGAGCAGCCCCCGCAGGCUGAGCCGGGCAUAGACACAGGCCUGGAGAUCUGUGGAGAGACCGGGCUGGGAGGGGAGAUGGAGGCAGGGCAGGGGCUGAAUGGAGAGACACAGCUGAGUGGAGAGACGGGUCCCAGUGUGACUGGUGAGACAGGUCUCCAUAUGGAUGGAGAGACAGGGCUGGGGCUGUCUGUGGAGAUGGAAGCAGAGAUAGACUGUAAGCUGACAGUGGAUGGAGACGGAGAUGGAGAUGCAGGAGGAGGAGGAGGAGGAGGAGGAGGAGGAGGAGGUGUUGAUGAUGCUCCCGCCUCCCUCUGCUCCUCUGCUGCUCCCUGUGAGGAGGAGGAGGAGGAGGCGAUGGAGCAGGAGCAGAGCGGUGGCGAGGAGGAAGUGGAGGCCAGUAUGGACAGCAGUGACGUGGCCUCGCUCCGGGGGGAGGAGCUCAUCCUCAGGUGCUGACCCCACAACAAGACAUUUACUUACCGGCAACUCAGCCAAUCGGGAGGGGACUAGACAAUGAUGUCAUCACACAGGACUGUCGGGUUGUUCUUUGCUUUUUUAGACAUCAAGGAGGAAGCAGACGGUAAAGAGCGAGGUCACGGUCCGCUCAACUCGACACCCAGGGCGGCCGCUGUGUUCUAGAAUGCUGUAACCGUGGUAACCGGCGUGUUCUAGAGCACUGUAACUAUGGUGACCACUGUUGCGCACUGGAAUGCUGCGACAGUGGUAACCAGUUUGCUCCAGAACCCCGGUCCCACGUGACUGCACUGACCACACUGGUGUUCCAAAACUUCAGGUGUCAUGUAACCAUGGUAACCACUGUGUUCUAAAACUUCAGGUGUCAUGUAACCAUGGCAGCCACUGUGUUCUGGGAUGCUUGCUCCUAGUAACUAUGGUAACCACUGUGUUCUCCAGCACUGGUGCCACAUAACUGUUGUCACUGCAGGUUCUCAAAACUCAGAUAACCACUAUGUUCUAGAGCGGUGACUUUCAAACUGUGGCUCCUGACCCGCUGCUGGGUCCCAGCACGGAGACAGGCGGGGCCUGGGAGCGCUGCAUCAGUGCAUUCUGUUCUGUAAUAAAGGACAGAAGUUUCUUAUACAUCCAUUAAGCCGCCUAAAACCCCACUGACCAUGAUGCCCUGCGUGAGCGACGGCAACCAGAGAACAGCAGCCUUCAUGGCUCGCUGGCAACACGGACAAACUCUCCAAACCAAGAUCAGCCAACAUGCUGCCUAAAGACAACAAGGAUCACUCUCCAAAAACAAAAAAUGUCACGUAGGAAGUAGAAUGAUUCAUGUAUCAAGUCACGGACCUGAGGGUGACGUCUUUGCCUGGAAAAGUUGGCAUGUUGUAACAUUGGAUUCACUAGAAAUUUAAAUAAAUGUAAUGUCCAACAAAUAAUAAUACACUGAACAGAACUCCCCCACAGCCAGUAUUUGAAAGUAUUAGGAAAGUUACAACAUUGUGAGAUGGUUAAUUUUUAUCUUCACUGAAAUAAUAAUACAUUUUUAUUGAACUCCUAAAUUGAAACAGUGUUUCACGAUAUAAACAAUACAAAUAUAAAUAUAGAAUUCACUGUCACAGUGGAUAUAAGUGCUUUGAAAGCUCUUAUAUCCAUUGUUACAACCACAGGAUUUUAGCAUUGCAGUCCUGUGUUACCGUGGUAACCACUGUUCUAUAAUGCUGGAAAAAGACAAACCAAACAAUGGAGCGGCUAACUCGGUCAGAGUAAGAACGGCGUACAGGAACCCACAUCAGAAACAUGAACACUGGGAACGGGACUCAUAACUUUGAGUCCUGUGCUUUGACUGCAUGACAGGCCGAGCCGCUGGGUGAGCGAUGGAGUGUGCCGAGUUAAAACUGUUUCCAUCAGGUGUGUCGACCCGAGCCGGCUAACUCCCUCCCCCCUGCACGGAGGAUCAGAACGAGCAGAGGCACAACAACAACGUCACUUUUCAGAAGCUGAAAAAUCAGGGCACCGGUGCUGGAACAAAGAUGUCGGCAUCUUUCGGGGAAACUGACCUUUUUCCUGAGUUCAUGGGGAGGUCAGAGGUCAGAGGUCAGAGUCAGAGUGGGCACGUUGAGUCUCUGGGGGCUGAGGUUUGGACUUUGUGGUGACAGGACAGUCUUUGUUUCUAGCCACUGUGUCUCUCCGCUGUCUAACAACAGAGGACAGACUUGACUUGAACUGGUAAAACACUAUUGGGCACAUGUGAGUGUGGAUCGCCUCCUCCUCAGCUGUUACCACUUACAUGAAGAAGAGGAGGAGAGCGCAGAAUGAAGAGAACACUGGUUUACUCUGGAAGAGAUCUGCUCGAGUGCUUUUUUUUAUUUUCAGCCUCUUGUUGUCAUCCUUCAUGUACAUGUACUUUUUUGUUUAGUUUUUUUGUCCUUUACUUCUUUCUUUUCUGUUUUUUCUCCUUGUCUUUAUUUAUGUAUGCACACUAUUAUCAGCUAUGUGAAGUUGUGUGGACCAGCCAAUACAAGCCACCAGGCUGAAUGUGGGUUCCCAUUUAAAACGGUUCUGUAAGCGGGGAUGAAGUGGACGGUAACCCCAGACUGCCCACUUUUUUUUUUUAUUUUUGGAAAAGAAUCUUUUUAAACAAACUUUUAAAAAUCUUUAUGACGUUCAUUCAUUGUAUACAUUAAGUUUAUCUGACAGCAGUGUCUUUAAGGAACCAAAGUAGCUUCAUAAACUUAGUCAGCUUUUUAUUUAUGGUGACAUAAAUAAAUCCUAACAUUUGCAGAACCCAGUGCCCUCUGCAACACUGCACGGCCUUACAUUUAUACAAGAGAAAAAGCCUGCAGUUGCAGUAUAGCAACCCGUGUUGAGGCAAUUUACAGUACCACCCACUUUGUUUACGAUGUCAUUUACGGGACUGAACAUAUUUUUUCAAUCUGAAAUGUUUUGUCUGACCUUUGGAUCCGAGGCUGAUCGUAUGUGACCACUAGAGAGAAGUUGGAGGUGGAUGUGGAAGCUGGAAAAGGCUGAUUUGAAUUUGUCAUGUCUGUAAACACUGGAGUAAAACAGAGCUGUACACUGAUGGUUUAUGAAAGUUGCAAAGAACUUUUUUGUAAAUGAAGUUCUUCCUGAUAAUUUCUGGCUGUGCUAAAGGUGUGAACAAUCAAACGGCAGAUUGUAAGUUUGAUGAGAUCCCUUUCACCGUGAAAAUGCCACAGACUGCAAGUCUUUUAAAAUAUCAGUAUUUUACCAAAGCUGUCGACAGAAAGCGCUCCAGCAAGUACAUCAAAUGCCUCUUCAUGUGACGUUUCGUUUUCGGAUGAUCCAUCCUCACAGUUUUGCCACAACGUUGAAGUGUUUCCUGCUGCAGAAUUCAAAGUUUUUGUGGAUAAGACAAUCAGAAAAAUAGGUGGCAAAACCACAGAGGAGGUGCCUGUUGUGUAUGUAUGUACUGUAUGUUUGUAAAGAAUGUAUAUUAAAUCUCUCUGUAUAUGAAUGUAGGAGCAUAGCCAAGCAUGUCUGUCCAAUGUGAUUACACAAUACAAGUGAAAUAUGGACUGGGAUGUCAAGACAAUCAGUGUGAUGUUAUUACUGAUGAUGUUUGUUGUGAUGAUGGAAUGGAGAGUAAAGUGUGAGACAUGUA